This is a messenger RNA of Coffea eugenioides, 3404 nucleotides long. RefSeq names its product pentatricopeptide repeat-containing protein At1g03100, mitochondrial. The transcript is spliced from 2 exons. Bases 550 to 2919 code for a protein of 789 amino acids. Gene Ontology annotation, molecular function: protein binding. The record is from RefSeq and is a predicted model, not a curated record. Lineage: Eukaryota; Viridiplantae; Streptophyta; Magnoliopsida; Gentianales; Rubiaceae.
AGCGUGAGAUUCGUCAAAAACAAACCUACACUUGCCAAGAUGUUGGUUUAAAUUUGCCUUGUGGGACUCGAAAAGUAGUUUAAUUCAAAUUUUCUUCAGGAUACUGAGUCAUUUAAGAUCCUUCCUUCAAUUCGCUGGCACCUGUCUGGAAAGUGGAUUCUAGCCAUCUCUCCGUUUCUUCCCAUGUAUUCUUUCAAUCGCAGCUGGAAUAUUGUGGCUCAGUCGAAACAUAUGAUUCUCGACGAAUAAUACACUAGUAUUCAGGAUUGACAACAAGAAUAUGUCCACUAUUUUCCUUAGCACCAACUUGUUUUAUAUGCGCUUGAGGACUAGAUGGAUGUCAGCAUUGUUGUUGUGUGAUUUGGAGCUGGUCUUUGGUUGCAAGUUUGAUGGUUUGCAUUCUGUGGUUGCCAUCCCUCGUUUCAUGGUUAUAAUAUUGCUGCUGAAUAGCUGCCAGAAUUGGAAUUAGAAUGCUAUGUGGAUUGCUGAAUCAUCUCAUUCUUGGAAAGGAUUAUGGUCUGAUUUCUAAUCAAUUUGAGUAGAUGAACUAUGCUACAUGGAGAUAUGAUGUCUUUCCGGAAACUGGCCUACCAUACUCCAAGACUAUCUUCUGCAUUACUUCAAUCACUUGCUACUGGUGGUUUGAGGACUUAUGAGAAAUUUUCAGGAGCAGAAUGGAGUUGCAGGCCUUCCACCCUGUUCAGGGAAUUCAAAUCAACCAACUUAAUAGAGAAAAGCAAUUGUUUGGAUUUCCAGACAGGCUUUACUCGUUCUUCACUACCUUUUUCUACUGUUGCAGGAACAAUUCUUGUCCAGGCUCGAGACCCAGGCAAACUGUACCAGGAGUUAGAAGUUGCAAUCGAGGAACUCAGACUAAGUGAUGCUUGGAAUUUAUACAAGCAAUACAUGCAUAUGGAGGGAUUUCCUAGGAAAUCAAUUGUCAAUGUGCUUGUAGCUACGUUGGUAGAAAGUUUAGAUGUUCAAUGGCUGGAGAAGGCUUAUGCAUUGUUUGAACAAGCCUCAGAAGAGCACAAGCAGAACCUCUUUGAAAAGGAGACUCUAAUUUAUCUCUCUUUGGGACUUGCUAGAUGUGGACUGCCUGUUCCUUCAUCAACUAUUCUGAGAAAGCUUAUUGAGAUGGAGCAAUUUCCACCCAUUAAUGCUUGGGCUACAAUCCUGGCAUAUAUGUCACAGACCUCUCCUGGAGCAUACAUUGCAGCUGAGUUGGUUCUUGAGAUUGGUUAUUUAUUCCAGGAUGGAAGGGUGGACCCACGUAAAAAGGUCAAUGCACCAUUGAUAGCCAUGAAACCCAAUACAACUGCAUUUAGCAUUGCUUUGGCCGGUUGUCUUCUAUUCAAUUCUGCUAGGAAAGCCGAGCAACUACUUGACAUGGUGCCUCGGAUCGGUUUAAAAGUGGAUGCUACCUUGUUGAUCAUUAUGGCUCAUGUGUAUGAAAAUAACGGACGAACAGAAGAGCUGAAGAAGCUUCAGAGGCAAAUUGACGAAUCUUAUGGUGUAAGUGACUUACAGUUUCUCCAGUUUCAUAAUUGCUUACUCUCAAGUCAUCUAAAAGUCGGGGAUCUAGAUUCUGCAUCUCAAAUGGUGCUGGAAAUGCUUCACAGGGCAAAGAAAGCGCAAAGUGCUUUUGGGGCAACUACUUCAGCAUUCAAAAUGGUAGCAAAUGGUAAUAGAUCAUCCUCUGGACAUGUUUCUAAAGAGGAUUUAGACUGCAGAGAACCAGAUGGAUUGGAAUAUCCUACACUACGCCCUCUUUUGUCUUAUGAAAAUUUCUCUAGAGACAGGAAGUUUUUGAAACUUGGGGCAGAGGCCAAAGAAUUACUUGAUGUUUUGGUUUUCAAGGUACAGAGACAAGUAGAAUUAAUAACUACUGAACAUGGUAUUCUCCAGCCAACAGAGAGAUUGUAUGUGAAAUUGGUUAAGGCUUUCUUGGAAUCACAGAGGACAAAAGAUUUGGCAGAGUUUCUAAUCAAAGCCGAGAAAGAAGGUUCUCAAGUUUCUGCAGAUAAUUCUACCUUAAUACACGUCAUAAAAUCAUGCAUAUCCCUUGGAUGGUUAGACCAGGCUCAUGAUCUGCUUGAUGAAAUGCGCUUGGCAGGUAUUAGAACUGGUUCUUCUGUAUAUGCCAACCUCCUAAAAGCAUAUUGUAAAGAAAAUCGAGCAGGAGAGGUAACAUCAUUGCUUAGGGAUGCCCGCAAAGCUGGAAUACAGCUAGAUGCAAGCUGCUAUGAAGCAUUGAUUGAGUCACAGGUGCUCCAAAAGGAUACUCAAGGGGCCCUUUGUCUGUUCAAAGAGAUGAAAGAGGCUAAAAUACGCAGAGGUGGUCAUCAAGAUUUUGAGAUGCUGGUUAAAGGAUGUAGUGAGAGUGGUGAAACUGAUCUAAUGUCAAAACUCUUGCAGGAAAUUAAGGAAGGGCAUAAAAUUGAUUGUGGAGUUCAUGACUGGAAUAAUGUUAUUCACUUUUUCUGCAAGAAGAGGCUGAUGCAGGAUGCUGAAAAUGCAUAUAAGAAAAUGAAAAGCUUGGGUCACUCCCCGAAUGCACAAACUUUCCACUCUCUUGUAAUGGGCUAUGCUGCUAUUGGGACAAAAUAUACAGAGGUUACAGAAUUAUGGGGUCAGAUGAAGGCUCUUGCCUUUUCCAGCAAGAUGAAGUUUGAUCAGGAACUAUUGGAUGCUGUGCUUUAUACAUUUGUGAGGGGUGGGUUCUUCGUUCGAGCCAAUGAAGUUGUUGACAUGCUUGAGAGGGGAAACUUGUUCAUCGACAAAUAUAGAUACCGAACCCUGUUCCUGAAGUACCAUAAAACACUAUACAAGGGCAAGGCUCCAAAGUUUCAGACAGAAAACCAAAUGAAAAGAAGAGAAGCAGCUUUGAAUUUCAAAAAGUGGGUUGGUCUAAGUUGAAGAAGACAUCAAUGUGGUGAUAUUCUAGGAAUUAACUAUUUCAUCAAGGCUUUCCUGCUUUGAUGAAUUUGUUUUAGCUGGCCAUUGAAAAGAAAACCGUUAACAAAGCUCCCACAAUUUAAAAAGAAGAUUUGCAGAUACCAAGUUCCCAACUGCCGAUUGUGGUCUUUGAACUCCACUUAUUUGGAGGAGUGGAGUUGGUUGAAACCACUUCCCAUUAGUCUUGCCAUGUAAUCUAAGUACUCAUCUUGGUGCCUGCGCAGAGUCCGCUCCGCAAUUGUAUUACCUAGUUGUGAGUUCAGUUAUUUUAGUUCUCCAAAUUCUUCAUUAAAAAAUUUGACUUGACAGUAGUGAAUGAUCUACUAAUUUGUCAAUGGUUUCCAUUUCAUAUUACAUGUAAAUUUGUACAUAUGUAGAACUCGGUUCAUGAUGGGACCGCUUGUUGAACUUCUCAUUGACAAUAACAUCAUCUGAUUUUAUAUCAA